Molecule: messenger RNA, 883 nt
Organism: Dimorphilus gyrociliatus
Lineage: Eukaryota; Metazoa; Annelida; Polychaeta; Dinophilidae
Source: the annotation of a GenBank genome assembly
CUUUUGCUGCGCAUGAACACAAAAAGUAGGAAAGUAGUGCAAUGUUUUGUUAAUGUGUGCAGCUUACUAUUUUUGUUAAUCGUACUUGUUUUCGAGGCAAAUCGGGAUAAUUAUACGAAUGUAACUCAUCUAACAAUUCAUUAUGAUUAAAAAAUUAUUUUUGCUCCUCUUAAUCGUUCAUGUGACAAUCGUAAGAAGUAAAGAGAGAGAGAAUAUCAAGAAAGAUGACGAUAAUACGAUAUAUGUCGAAGGGCCUAAUAAGAAAUUAGAAGUGCCAGAUAUUGCAUCAGCAAAUGACAAUGGUGGCUCAGGAGGAUAUAGAUUACCUAACAACGAUGAUGACGAGGAUGACGAUGAUUAUGAUGAUGAAGAACCCGCUAAUGAUGAUAUGGGUUCCUCUGAGGGCGAAACAAAACCAUGCUUCGACGCCAAUAGAGAUUAUAAGAACAGAAAUAAAAAGUCAACUUUUGCUUACAAAUGCGAUGAAAAAGGCUUUUUCGAAACGCAUCAAAUAAACGAAUUUGGGGAAUCUUAUUGUGCAAAUAAGAUGGGAGAUAAAGUAGAUUGUCCAGGAACCCAAAAGACGAAAACCGAUACAGAAAGAGUAGAUAUCUCAGUUGUUACCGCAACAUCAUCUGGAGAACCUAAACCACCCAGUUCUGCUUUAAGGUCGUCUUUCUUAGGUCAUCCGGGUUUAUUAGCCGCUAUAAUUGGUGGAGCAGUAGUUGGUUUAUUAUGCGCUGUCUUGUUGGUAAUGUUUCUCGUGUACCGUAUGAAGAAAAAAGACGAAGGAUCCUAUGCUUUGGAUGAACCUAGUAAGAGAGGAAGAUCUCCAGCCCAUAUGGGUUAUCAAAAGGCCCCAUCAAAAGAAUAUUACGCAUAG